Messenger RNA from Drosophila busckii, 1325 nucleotides. RefSeq names its product leucine-rich repeat protein 1 (gene Lrr47). The transcript has 2 exons. Gene Ontology annotation, molecular function: protein binding. Lineage: Eukaryota; Metazoa; Arthropoda; Insecta; Diptera; Drosophilidae. The record is from RefSeq and is a predicted model, not a curated record. The coding region runs from base 5 to 1306 and encodes 433 amino acids.
CUGAAUGAAAAUUUCAAACUAUAAAAUGAAAAUAUUAUGCGAAGUGCAGGUGGUGAAUCGCAACACUCAAGCGAAUCGCACACCAAGAGCAGUCAAGUCAACGCUAGCCAUGGGCUACAAGCAAAGCGCGCGAGACUCCAAUGGCAACACCAAAAAGGAGCUCGAAUUGGUGCUAUUUACACCACAAGUAAAAGCUGGCACACGAUACAAAGUGCGUGAAAAUAUACAUUGCGUACACACCAAGUUUGUAUUGGACGGCAAGGUCACCAUAGGAUUUAAGCAGCCAGCAGAAAAUCUGCUCAUCAAAUGUGAUCCCAUACAGCUAAAGGGAUUUUUGCAGACGCUCAAGCUGGGCAUGGAGGGCAAGGAUACCAUGAAUUUGAGACUGAACAUUGCCGCAGCAACGGCCAUACCACAAAAAUCACAACCACAAACACGCAUGACCAUUAACCGACGCAGCGAGUAUCCCAUAAAGGGUUUUCCACGCACGCUUAAAACGCUAUGCAUCACCAAUAUACAACUGAUGAAGCUGAGCUUCGAAAUCUGCACUUUGCGCAAUCUUACAACCCUGGACCUUUGCUGCAACAAGCUGACUAAGAUACCCGCUGAGCUGGGUCGCUUGAGUUUGAACACGCUGAUUUUAAGCGGCAAUGCGCUGGGCGUCUACAACGACUGGAACUGGCUGCGUGGUACCAAGCUGACACAGUCAUUGUGUCAGCUGGACUUGUCCGCUAACGGACUCAACUACUUUCCACCACCUUUGGUUAAAUACGAGCGACUGAUUACGCUAAAUUUGAAUCACAACGACUUGCGUCAUCUGCCCUUUGGCAUACGUCGUCUGCAGCGAUUGCGUUCGCUGCAUGUGUCCAGCAAUAAGCUGGAAUCUCUGCCUGCUGCCAUAGAAGAUUUGCAUAUCGAUUUGCUGGAUGUGUGGGGCAAUAGCUUCAGGAGCUUCAAUGGCGAGAGCGCGCAGGAGCAGCUACAACGCAUCGCUGCCACACAAGCGCAUGCACCUGCAGCACUUUGGCUGCAGGCGGCGCGAUCUGUUUCCAAAUACAAGCUGCCAUAUACAGCGCACACAUUGCCACCAAUACUUAUCGAUUUCCUAUCAGAGGCACCCAGAUGCUUAUGUGGCAAGCUCUGCUAUGCGCUGCAGCCGGAGGAACUCUUGCAACGUGCAACGCAACCAAAGUUUGAGAAUAUUAAAAGUCUGACCUACAGUCGCGAGCAUCAGAUCUACGCGGAUUUAAUUGUCUGCGGUCGCAAUUGUUAUUCCUAUACGGCACAGAUAGCGGAGCAUCCCUGAUUUACGGAAAUAUUUAGUU